GGGCGCGGAGCCCGCCCGGCCCCGGAGCGGAGCCGCUCCUGCCGCGGGGCCAUGGCCCUGCUCCCGCGGCGCUUCCUCUGCUUCGUCCUGGCCCAGCACUUCAUCGCGGCGACGGCGUGCCAGGAGCCGGACUACGGCUGGAUGAUCCGGCACUACUGCCUGAAGCAGUUCCAGCUCAGCAUGGAGGGCAUUGGGCAGCGGCUCUGGUGCGACUGGGAUGAGACCGUGGGCACGUACGGGGAGCUGACCAACUGCACGGUGCUGAUCGCCGAGAGGCUCGACUGCUACUGGCCCAACCGGCAGGUGGACGAGUUCUUCGUGGCCGUGCACAGACAGUACUUCAGGAACUGCUCCCCGUCCGGGCGGGCGCUGCACGACCCCCCCAACGCCGUCCUGUGCCCCUUCAUCCUGCUGCCCGUGCUCGUCACCCUGCUCAUGACCGCGCUGGUGGUGUGGAGGAGCAAACGCAGCGAGGGCAUCGUGUAGGGAACGCCCUGCGGCCAGCCCAGGGGAGGGACGGGGGGAUCUCCCCUGGAACGUGCCUGGUUUUUUGGGAAGACCCUGGCAGAGGAGCAUCGCGGAGGGUACCAAGCUCUGGAAGCAGAGACAGCAUCGCCACUGCUCCUCUUCACCAGUACCCUCUGUGCCACACCCCCGGCGGUUUCCCAGUGAAUGCAUCAUUUAAGACAGGGUUGUUGGGCAAAAUGGGAUUCUGGGGGCCAGUGAGGCUGUCAUGGACUGCCCAGGCAACUGGGAGUCCUCCUGGGAUACCGGGGUGCACCACUCACCCCAGGCAUCAGCACUGCUCUGCUCCGCCUUUCCCAACUGCUUCCUCCCUGGCAACCCCCAGCAUUGUGUGCCAAGAGAGAAGAAUUUUUAAAGGGAAAAAAAAAAGCACAAGGAAAGGGGGUGUGGGGAGUUGAAAUCCUACUGUUCCCGCAGUGCCGGUGCAGCAUCGACGUGUAACCGCGAGGCCGGCAGGUCUGGGCGCAGAGAAACCUCCACGGCUUCCUCUUUUUGUCCUUUUUUUUUUUUUGUUCAGCACACUUGGAAAGGCAUCUUUUCCCUCCGUCCCCAGCCCAAGGACAAGGCCUGCACAGGGUGGGUUUUGCCUGGAUGACGGGCAGCAGUGGAUGAAAGUUGGCGCUGGGAGCUGGUGGCACUGGUGGUGACCGUGGCAAUGCCCCAGGGGGCUAAUGAGGAAUGGGAAUAAGGUGCUUUUCCUAUCUAAAUAAAUAAAUACCUACAUAAA
Molecule: messenger RNA, 1252 nt
Organism: Lepidothrix coronata (blue-crowned manakin)
Lineage: Eukaryota; Metazoa; Chordata; Aves; Passeriformes; Pipridae
Gene: RAMP1
Product: receptor activity modifying protein 1
Exons: 3
Coding region: 52-486 (144 amino acids)
Biological process (GO): cellular response to hormone stimulus; G protein-coupled receptor signaling pathway; protein localization to plasma membrane
Cellular component (GO): membrane; cell surface; signaling receptor complex
Molecular function (GO): coreceptor activity
Source: RefSeq, a predicted model, not a curated record